Messenger RNA from Knipowitschia caucasica, 240 nucleotides. Lineage: Eukaryota; Metazoa; Chordata; Actinopteri; Gobiiformes; Gobiidae. The record is from the annotation of a GenBank genome assembly.
AUGCGGGCUGAUUCACCUGGACAUUCAGCCAAAUAUGGGAGUUACACAAUGAUGGAUCUAAAGAGUAACAAAGUUGUUGAUAUCCAACUAGUGCAGAGCAAUGAGGUUGGAAACAGCGUGCGCAUGGAGAAGGAGGGGCUUGUGCGGAGUCUGACCAUGCUGGAGGAAAGGGUGCCUACACGGGCCUCUGGUUGGGGAAGGGUCAAGGGUGUGGCUCAGCCCAAGUACAGCAGCGUGUGA